Messenger RNA from Hemibagrus wyckioides, 696 nucleotides. It is a transcript of the gene tprkb, whose product is annotated as Tp53rk binding protein. NCBI's taxonomy places the organism in Eukaryota, Metazoa, Chordata, Actinopteri, Siluriformes, Bagridae. The record is from RefSeq and is a predicted model, not a curated record. The transcript is spliced from 4 exons. The coding region runs from base 72 to 599 and encodes 175 amino acids. Gene Ontology annotation, biological process: tRNA threonylcarbamoyladenosine modification; telomere maintenance via recombination. Gene Ontology annotation, cellular component: cytosol; EKC/KEOPS complex; nucleus.
UGGUGUCACAAUAUUAUCAUCCCGCCCAACUGUAUCUCGUGUGGUCAGGUUGAGAUUUGGACAACUUUAAGAUGCAUUUAACCAGUGCUUUGGAGCUGUUUCCAGAGUUUGCUGUGACUCAGUUACUUUUCAAAGAUGUUAAAAACUGUGCAGAAUUGAGAAAGAUGGCAAUGGAGGGGAAAAUAGCCGGCGCGUUGAUCAACCCAUCCAUGGUGUUGGAUCCCUUCCAAACUCUUCUAGCAGCAAAUAAAGCAGUUCAUGUGCAGAAGAUUGGAAAAAUGAAGACAAGGAGCUUAUAUUCUGAAAUCAUCUUCAACCUUUCACCAACAAACAACAUCUCUGAGGCUUUUAAAAGGUUUGGGAUCUCAGAAAAUGACAAUGCAGUUCUGAUUGUCCUGGUUCAUAACAAAGAAGAAGCAUACAAUAAGGACGGUGUCCUGUCUAAGGUGGACGGCCAACAGAUCCCAGCUGAUCAGAUAUCCACUCUCAGUGAUCUUGCCAAGAUUAAAAAGCUUUACAAACUUGCACCCCAAGAGGAAAAGUGUGGGAGUGUUUUGGAUGCUCUUGUCUGCAGAAUGGCUGCUAAGGAUGUUGUAUAGCAUACUUUUUUCCAUGUCAGCAUACUGGUUAUGUAUUUAUUUCUGUUUAAACAUUAGAAGACUUUUUUAAAAUAAAAAACAAAUUUGAUCAGUUUGA